AUGGCUUCUGUAAUUGAGCAAUGUCAAGUUGCACCACCUCCUUGUGGUGUUGCUGAACUGACACUCCCUCUUACCUAUUUUGAUCAUACAUGGUUAGCUUUCCACCGUACACGACAGAUACUAUUCUACAAGCUCCCUAUUUCCAAACCCAAUUUCAUCCAAAACAUUAUUCCUCCUCUUAAAGAUUCACUCUCCCUCACUCUCAAACACUAUAUACCGUUAGCUGGCAAUGUUGCUUGUCCACUAAAUUCGAAUGGAUAUCCCGAGUUACGUUAUGUGACAGGAGAUUCUGUGUCAGUUACUUUUUCUGAGACUGAUAUGGAUUUUAAUUAUCUCAUUGGUGACUAUCCUCGUAAUGCUAAGGAUUUUUAUCACUUUGUUCCUCCGUUGGCGGAACCAAAGGAUGCACCAGGGGUCCAAUUAGCCCCGGUCUUAGCUAUUCAAGUGACACUUUUUCCGAAUCUUGGUGUAUCCAUUGGUUUCACUCACCAUCACGUUGCUGGCGAUGGAGUUACUCUACUAGGGUUCAUUAAGGCGUGGGCUAUGCUUCACAAGUUUGGUGGAAAUGAACAACACUUAUCGAAAGAGUUCAUUCCAUUUUAUGAUAGAUCUGUACUCAAAGACCCAUAUAAACAAGGGAUGUACAUAUGGGAAGAGAUAAAGCAACGAAAUAUAGAGAUGCGCGACAUUGUGACACCUCCUGAACACAAGGUUCGAGGUACAUUUACUAUCAAACGAGAUGAUAUUGAGAAACUCAAGAAUUUAAUAUUAUCAAGACGACAAAGUACUCUAACUCAUGUAACAUCUUUCACCUUAACGUGUGCUUAUGUAUGGACUUGCUUGCUAAAAGUGGAGGGUGCGAUUGGAGAAGAGAUCAUAGACGAUAAUGUAUUGAAGUUCUUCGUAUGUGCAGGAGAUUCCAGAGCGCGAUUCAAUCCGCCACUUCCUCAAUCUUAUUUCGGGAAUUGCCUAGUUGGGUAUGUUGCAAGAACAACACAUGCUGACUUAGUUGGAAAGGAAGGCUUUACAAUUGCUGUAGAAUUAAUUGGAAAAUCUAUCAAGAAAUGGAUGAAGGACGAUGACGAAUGGAUCAUGAAUAGUAGCUGGCGUAUGCAAUUUAGCGACGUAGAUUGGAAAAGAACGAUUUCAGUUGCUGGAUCGCCAAAGCUUGACUUUUAUGCUACUGAUUUUGGAUGGGGAAGGGCCGCGAAGUAUGAGUUAGUUUCUCUUGACAAUGGUGAUGCAAUAUCGAUGUAUCUUAGUAAAUCUAAGGACUUUGAUGGAGAUUUAGAGGUUGGCUUGUCUUUGUCUAAAACUCAAAUGAAUGCAUUUGCUGCUAUAUUCACUCACGGACUAGGUUUUCUAUAGCAAGCAUCGAGCUGAGGGACGGAGAUUUGACAAGGACCCCUACAUUUUUAUUAAUUACCAAAUAAAAUAGACACAGAAUCUAACUUUUUGUGUCCUUGCCUAAGUACUUCAAAUUAUAGAUGUAAUAAGACUAGUCCAAAUAAGAAUCCUUUUUCAUUUGCUUGAUCAGAGUGAGUUUUUUUUUCUUGUUGCAUGAUCAGAGGUGGAUUUAUGCACCUUAAUGUUGUU
Molecule: messenger RNA, 1596 nt
Organism: Capsicum annuum
Lineage: Eukaryota; Viridiplantae; Streptophyta; Magnoliopsida; Solanales; Solanaceae
Product: phenolic glucoside malonyltransferase 1-like
Exons: 1
Coding region: 1-1368 (455 amino acids)
Source: RefSeq, a predicted model, not a curated record